GCUCCGCUUGUGAUAACCAAUCUAUACAAUUGAAUCGUGAUAAAGUCAUUAGUGGUAUAUUCCAGGAUAAAAAGGAUUCCAGAAUAUCGUAUUACAUUGCAUGCAUCGUUCGUUACCUUGGUUUCGGUACAAUUCCAGGGCUAGCAACUUUAAAUCCAACCAUUGCUUUAGAUCAAGAAUCAAA
Funneliformis geosporum is the source of this 184-nucleotide messenger RNA. The record is from the annotation of a GenBank genome assembly. NCBI's taxonomy places the organism in Eukaryota, Fungi, Glomeromycota, Glomeromycetes, Glomerales, Glomeraceae.